AUGAAGCUGACCGACAGCGUGCUGCGGAGCUUCCGCGUCGCCAGGGUGUUCUGCGAAAACUCGGACAAGAUUAACUGCUUCGAUUUCAGCCCCAACGGCCAGACGGUCAUCUCAAGCAGCAACGACGACUCCAUCGUGCUCUACGACUGCCAGGAGGGCAAGCCAAAGAGAACCCUGUACAGUAAGAAAUAUGGCGUGGACCUCAUCAGAUUCACUCAUGAGGCAAACACAGCUGUUUACAGCUCUAACAAAAUAGACGAUACUAUUCGUUACUUGUCCUUGCAUGACAACAAAUACAUCAGAUACUUUCCGGGACAUAGCAAAAGGGUGGUGGCCUUGUCCAUGUCACCUGUGGAUGACAUUUUCAUUUCUGGGUCUCUUGAUAAGACCAUUCGACUCUGGGAUCUCCGGGCUCCUAACUGCCAGGGCCUCGUGCAUCUGCAGGGGAAGCCGGUUUGUUCUUUUGAUCCAGAAGGGUUAAUUUUGGCUGCAGGUGUCAACUCUGAGAUGGUCAAACUUUACGACCUUCGUUCUUUUGAUAAGGGGCCAUUUACUACCUUUAAGAUGCAGUGUCAUCGAACCUGUGAGUGGACAGGACUUAAAUUCAGCAACGAUGGCAAGGUCAUCCUCAUUUCCACCAACGGCAGCUUCAUUUCUCUCAUUGAUGCAUUCAAAGGAGUGGUGAUGCACACGUUUGCGGGUUAUGCAAACAGCAAAGCUGUCACACUGGAGGCUUCGUUUACUCCAGACUCUCAGUUUAUUAUGAUUGGUUCGGAGGAUGGCAAGAUCCAUGUCUGGAAUGGAGAGAGUGGUAUAAAAGUAGCUGUGUUGGAUGGUAAACACACCGGCCCGAUUACCUGUUUGCAAUUCAACCCCAAGUUCAUGACUUUUGCCAGUGCAUGUUCCAACAUGGUCUUCUGGUUGCCCACCAUUGAUGACUCGCCCUAA
Messenger RNA from Chlorocebus sabaeus (green monkey), 948 nucleotides. The record is from RefSeq and is a predicted model, not a curated record. NCBI's taxonomy places the organism in Eukaryota, Metazoa, Chordata, Mammalia, Primates, Cercopithecidae.